This is a messenger RNA of Cercopithifilaria johnstoni, 882 nucleotides long. Lineage: Eukaryota; Metazoa; Nematoda; Chromadorea; Rhabditida; Onchocercidae. The record is from the annotation of a GenBank genome assembly.
AUGGUACAGGAGGAGGAAGUAACGAAGGAACCAUAUCCAACUGGUGUUCCUACUGCGCAUAUCCUACAAAAGCUUUCUGAUGCCCUUUCUUCCUUCACUGUACCUGAUCAGAAAAUUUUGGAAAGGACUUCUAAAGGGUUUUCGAAGUCUCCAGUGCAAGAAAUUGAUGAAUAUUUCGAGCUUGUUGCUAAACUUGGUCGACCACUUUUUAAAUGGGAUAUAAUACGAUGUGCUUUUCUUUGGAAGCUCGAACAAACGAUGUCAGAAAUGCUGUCUGUGGAGGCGGAAAAUGCGGUUACCGAGAAUGAUAAAAAAAUGCUCAUCUCAAAUGAUGAUCUGCGUCAACAACGCCAGUUUAUUUUGCUAAAAGCUGCCGAAUUCGACGGAACACCUUUUACCUUUCAAAGGUUGUGUGAACUUUUGAUUAGUCCUUCUCGACAUUACAAACGAACAGACAAAUAUCUUCGAGCUUUGGAAAAGAAUAUCAAUGUGGUAACGACAAUUACGGAAAAUGGAGAACGAAUAACAGGAGUAGAACCAUUUCCAGGAGAGCUAGACGUUAAUCCCACGCUUCGCAUUGAAGAGCCAUUCUUCGUCCAGGUCGAUGAAUGUGACGCGCCAAUAGAAACGAAAUUGAUUGCUGCUGGAGACUAUCCUAGCAGAGGAAACGGAUCUCCAGAAACAGUUGCAAAAGAACUAGAAAUUGGCGAUUGUGCUCCAAUCAACUUGUCUCCGUCACGCGAUGCUAAGGAUGAGCUGCCUGAAAUUAAACAAGAGAACAACUUAGAGCAUAAAGCAGAACAUGGCAACACACCAGUCGAACCGUUUGCAAAACCAGGAGUACAAAAUGUCAAACCGGAAGAGAUGAAGGACCGAGAUUAG